Messenger RNA from Oncorhynchus nerka (sockeye salmon), 2097 nucleotides. RefSeq lists its product as uncharacterized. The transcript has a single exon. Gene Ontology annotation, biological process: cell adhesion; bicellular tight junction assembly. Lineage: Eukaryota; Metazoa; Chordata; Actinopteri; Salmoniformes; Salmonidae. Bases 740 to 1873 code for a protein of 377 amino acids. The record is from RefSeq and is a predicted model, not a curated record. Gene Ontology annotation, cellular component: bicellular tight junction; plasma membrane. Gene Ontology annotation, molecular function: structural molecule activity.
UGCCAUGUCGGACACAGACCAGGAGAUUGCUCUGUGCUUGAUUGCUCUGGCCUCUAGAGUGCCUGGAUCAUGACAGACCCCGUAAAUGAUUUCUCAGCCUCCCGUUAGCAGGUCAUGGACAGCGGCUCUGAAUGGGAGGUGUGUGUCUGGUCCCAUAGUGUGUGUUUGUGGGCGUAAAUGACUUUAGACUUCUGCUAUUGAAAUGUUUUCAGUUGAGCUCCCAGAGACCUGGUGAAAUGGACAUCUGAUGCUUUCUUCAUCUCACAGUUCAAUGGCGUUCGUAGCCAUUUGCAUUGUGUAUCAGAUAGCUUUUUCAGGGAGGGAUAUGUAUCAUAAAAACACCUCACAGACACAUACACACGCAGACAAACAAACAUGCACGCAUGUAUGCACACACACAGACACUAAUCUGACAUUUUGGUAAAACAUACUGGUGGAAAUACUUUCCUAUGUAACAGUAACUUUUAAAUAGAACAGGAAGACACAGCGGUACAUUGCACUAGUUCAACCACAACCACAUACUGACCUAAAUCUUUAGUGAUAGGUUAUGUUUCCAUGACGACAUCACAGUAUUGAGCGGUUAUAUAGAGGUCUACUGAGUGGCUCAAUUCUCUUAUCUUACAGAAGACCUCAGCAACAAACUUCAGAGUGAAAUAAUCUGCUGUUCUUGAACUUUGUAAAGACUGAAGCUGUCAUAGCUCCAGGAUCUCUGGAAGUUCAACAUCUCUGCGGUUUUGAAAUGUCUUUGUUGAGUCACAUCCUUGUUCCUCCAGGACGGGCAGGUGUAGAGAAAUGUACCCAGGGACCCAGUAUGUCGAUGGGCAUGGAGAUUGUGGGCAUCGUCCUGGGAGUAAUGGGAUUAAUCACCACCAUUGUAGUGUGUGCACUCCCCACCUGGAUGGAGACAACCUUCAUAGCAGCUAACUUGGUCACCACGGAGGUGGUCUGGGACGGCCUGUGGAUAAGCUGUGUGAAGAGGAGCACAAGCCAGAUUCAGUGUGAGGUCUACGACUCCAUGCCAAGCUCCGCAUGGAGCUCCAACCUGCAGGCCACCAGAGCCAUGACCAUCAUGGCUAUUAUCCUGGGGUUUCUGGGAGUCAUGGUCACCAUGGUCGGGCACAAGACCACCAACUACAUUAAGUUGAUCAUUAUAACUGGAAUAUUCUUCAUCCUGGCUGGAUUUCUCAUCCUCAUUCCUGUCUCCUGGAAGGCCAGGGCAAUCCUCAGCGACUCCUCCAAUGAGUUGACUGGAGAGAAGAGGGAACUGGGGGGGGCGCUCUACUUCGGCUGGGGGGCUGCAGCCUUUCUCCUGAUUGGAGGGGCCAUACUUAGCAGAACUCUGUAUACAAGUGGAACAGAGGUCGCGGCCAUCACCACGGGGGUCAUAGGAUGGAUAAUCUCCAUGGUGACCUGGGCAUGUGCUUUAGGAAUGUUAGACCUUCUGCAGUACAGAAGGAAACUGAUUUUAUCCUUCUUCUCCUUCUCCUUUAUGCUCGGGCUGAUAUUAUUUUUAGGGCUGAUAUUCUUCCUCUACAGAUCAAAGUGCACUAACUGCAUCAAGAGGAAUCCGUCUGAAGCCGAAGUGAUUAACUUCAUUGGACUAUUGUUCAUCAUGGCUGGUUUAUCCCAGCUGAUCUUUACCUCCUGUGUUGCCUUCGACUUGACACAAAACGUGAACCCUGACAACUUCCUGCAGAGUAAUGGCCUUGUGUUUUCAGCUGAACCCGUUAGGUGGGCUGCUUCAAUGCUUCUAAUAGGAGGGACUAUACUCUGCUGCUGCUGCUGCUUUAAAAAAGAAAAGCCUGUGUUGAUCAUUGACUCUAUUGGCCUAAACCGGAUCUUACAUGUUUGUGAAUCUGAGGGCAGCAAAUAGUUGUCAGCAAUUAGAUGAUUGGUGAUGGAUACACUUCAUGGUCUGGACCCACACUGGACCCUGCAGGGUAAGAUUGCCCACCACUUGUCAAAACACUUGAAAGGUAGAUGUAAGCAUGUUGUAUAGGGCUGACUGAUGGGAUGUUUUAUAGGUGGUGGAAAUGACACCAAAAUCAAUAGUUUUUCCAUUAUUCUGAAUAAUAAAUGUUGUUAUUAUUCAACUCC